AGUGUCAUAAAUGUGCCUACGCCACCGCCUUCACCUUCACGGCCUCACCUUUCACCUUCACCUUAAUCUUCGGUCUCAUCAGAAAGAAGUGAUCUAUUCCUCUAUAACCCUUUGUUACACAGGAACAUCAUUAUGUUAGGUUCAUCAGGCAUGGCAGAAGAUGCUGGUAUGUUCAUGGUUCAUCAAACAAUUGGCAGUGUUUUGUGUUGCAAAUGUGGAAUUCCAAUGCAACCAAAUGCUGCUAAUAUGUGUGUGAAGUGUUUGCGCUCAGAAGUUGAUAUUACAGAAGGACUAUUGAAGCGUCUAGUGCUUGUGCAUUGCCCUGAGUGUGAAAGUUACUUGCAGCCACCAAGGAGUUGGGUCAAACUACAGCUUGAAUCAAAGGAGCUGCUGACAUUUUGCUUGAAAAAAUUGCAGAAGAAUUUAAAUUCGAAUAAAGUAAGGCUGGUACAUGCUGAAUUUAUUUGGACUGAGCCCCACUCCAAGAGGAUAAAAGUCAAGGUCAAAGUUCAGAAGGAGGUUCUGAAUGGAGCAAUUCUCGAACAGUCUUAUCCAGUAGAGUAUGUUCAACAGGAACAUAUGUGUGAAUCUUGUUCUAGGGUGCAGGCUAACCCUGACCAGUGGGUUGCUGCUGUGCAACUCAGGCAACAUGUUUCUCACCGGCGUACAUUCUUUUAUUUGGAGCAGCUUAUUCUGAAGCAUGGUGCUGCUGCCAGUGCUAUAAGAAUCAAGCAGAUGGAUCAAGGUAUUGACUUCUUUUUCUCCAACAGAAGUCAUGGAGUCAAAUUUGUGGAGUUUGUAGGGAAGGUUGCCCCUGUGAGGAGCCGUCACGAUAAGCAGCUUGUUUCUCAUGAUCCAAAGAGUAACAACUACAACUACAAAUAUACAUUUUCUGUUGAAAUCAGCCCCAUUUGUCGUGAGGAUUUAAUCUGUCUGCCUCCUAAAGUUGCUGUUAGUUUGGGAAAUAUUGGUCCUAUUGUGAUUUGUACUAAGGUUACCAACAGUAUUGCUUUGCUCGAUCCAUUUACCUUGAGGCACUGCUUUUUAGAUGCUGAUCAGUACUGGAGGACAUCCUUCAAGUCUUUACUUACUAGCAGACAAUUGGUGGAAUAUAUAGUGCUGGAUGUCGAGGUUGUUUCAUCCGAGGUUACCAUUGGUGGCACAAAAUAUGUUUUGGCAGAUGCUCAAGUGGCUCGUGUGUCAGAUUUUGGAAAGAACGACACAAUAUUUAACGUCAAGACUCAUCUGGGCCAUCUUUUAAGUCCUGGUGAUUAUGCUCUUGGUUAUGACCUGUAUGGGGCUAACAGUAAUGACAUGGAAUUGGAGAAGUACAGAGGACUUGUCCUUCCUGAAGCAAUUCUAAUAAAGAAGAGUUAUGAAGAGAAGCGCCAGAAGAAACGUGGGAAACCUCGUUCAUGGAAGCUCAAAUCACUUGACAUGGAGGUUGAUGAUAAGGGUAGAGUUGAUCAAGACAAAAUGCACUCAGAAUAUGAACAAUUCUUAAAAGAUCUGGAAGAAAACCCUGAUCUGAGGUUCAACAUAUCAUUGUACCGAAAUAGAGAGUACCACCCAUCAGAGAUGGCAUCAGUGACGGAUGGUGAUGAGCUACCUUCUGUUCCAUUGGAGGAGUUGUUGGCUGAUCUUGAUCUGAGUGAGGAAGAAGAUGAGGAGGAUAACAUGACGGAAUGAACAAAAGCUUCUUCUAUCCUUAUAUAGUACUUUAUGGAAUCUUGGUUUUGUUAAUGUCAAAGGUUAUUUUAUUUUUGAUUUCCCAUUUUGUUGUGUUAAUUAUCUCUAUUGAUGGUUUGUUUAUUGAAAGAAUGAAAAGAUGGUAAUUUUGCAGGCAGUAGUAACAAUACAUAUAAAUGGCUAUUGUGUUAGCGUUCUUUUAUUAUUAUUGGUAGUUGAGUCUAUUACACUGUUCUUCAACCAUGGCGCUUGGGUUGCCAUGCCAUGGCAAGAGACAGUAUAAUUGUCGUCUCAGACGAGGACAAGAGCAAAGAUCUUACUCAUCAUGUUUUGCGUGAACUGUCUUGCUCCCUUUUCUAUUUAAAAUUUUCAGAAUUUUUAAGGAAAUAAAAAAGAUUUUCUCUUAUGUGCUAGAUGAAUGCAUUUAUAAAGGGUAUGGCGGUACUGUCAUGUGUUUCUGCAUCCCAGCCAAGGGAUGAGGAUUUUUUUGUUUCUUUUCCUGCAUGUAGUAUUUGCUAUUUGCUAUCGACUAUAGGGAAAGAUUAGUAAUCAAAUAGAACUCUUCAAUGAAAAGAAAAAUAGUUUUCAAAACUUGAGGUUUACGGGUUGAUUUUGUUCCAAUAUAGUGUGUGACCUUCAUUAACCAAGUUCUUCGUGUUAACCUGAGCUUAAUAAAAUUAAUUGGGCCAAAGACAUGAACGAACGAAACAAAUUUUAAAAUAUCUAAUCCAACUAGAAUAUAUAUUAGGUGGCAAAUCAAAUAGGGUUUAAGUUCAACUUAACUCGACCAAUAAGUACCUCCUAUGCUAGUUACUUUUCCAAAUUGGAUUUUAUCUAGCAAGAUCCCUUAUGAAAACUUGGGCUAUUGUUUUAACUUCAUAUUGACAUCAUGACAUGGACAUUCAGUACACAUUCACCCCUUUCUGGCACCUUAAGUUCCGAAGCUUUCUCCAAAUGCCAUCUACUGUAACACCCUAUGAUAGCAUAUGAUAUGCUGACUUAAUCGUAUACUUAUCAUGCCUAUCCCAAUGCAACAACUGAGUGUCAAGACGUCACCGAGAGCCAAUGGGGACGCACAUAAUUUGAUCAUCUUCGAAGGGUAGAAAGAGGGAACAAUAGUAUCUAGCCUCCACUUUCAAAGAUCUUGAUGAAAAAGAAAACUCAUUCAAAUUCUCAUUCCCCGGAAGACAAGAACUCCAAACUCUAAAGCCAGGUUGGCAAGCAGUUCCUAUGACCGAUUCUCCACCUUGAUCCUUUGGUUAUAAAAUAAUUUCGAUCUCGAGCUCUCAACAAGCUUCUCCACCCAAAGCUUGGUUCAGUCCUUGUUCAUAGUAAAAGCUCAAAUUUUAUUCGAAAAAAUUUGUAAGGAUGCUAUGUAACGAUCAUCGAAAUUGGACCCUCUUAAUUCAAUGACCAAUGAUCGAUCUUAUUGUAUUCACAGUGAAGUAAACUAUACGUGCUUUUCCGUGAGAAUAUACAAUUUUGGUUCUUUUAACGUGAGAAUAUACAUUUUUUGUUCUUUUAAAAAAAGACUAGGAAGUUACCAAAGGCAACAGUAAUUCCCGUUGCUGGGCAUUCAAAGACAAUAAAAUUGUAUCAAACGCACUACGUGGUAUUUGCCGCCCAAGCUGCCUCAGCAAACUAUUCAUCUGCUUGAUUGUUUGUGCUGUAGCUAAUUUGUCUCCCUGAUCAAUAACCUACAAGAAAAAUAAUUUCAGCCAGAUAUAAGAGAAAAUAAGGUAAUCAAUACUCACUAAAUUUUGAAUGAAUGUUUAUAUAGUGUAAGAAAUCAGCAAAAUUGUUUCGUGAGAUAAACCCAACAAAAUAAAUUCAAAAUUGAUGAAAAAUCUCAAUGAAGUUCAGCUUACAUUUUGUGACAUGAUCAACAAGCUGGUAGUCAAAAGAUAGUGUUCAUCGCAUCAGAGCAUAUCUAGCCAC
Messenger RNA from Abrus precatorius (Indian licorice), 3627 nucleotides. Its product is annotated as 60S ribosomal export protein NMD3. Gene Ontology annotation, cellular component: nucleus; cytoplasm. Gene Ontology annotation, biological process: ribosomal large subunit export from nucleus. Gene Ontology annotation, molecular function: ribosomal large subunit binding. The record is from RefSeq and is a predicted model, not a curated record. The transcript is spliced from 2 exons. Bases 133 to 1689 code for a protein of 518 amino acids. Lineage: Eukaryota; Viridiplantae; Streptophyta; Magnoliopsida; Fabales; Fabaceae.